Molecule: messenger RNA, 4138 nt
Organism: Vigna angularis (adzuki bean)
Lineage: Eukaryota; Viridiplantae; Streptophyta; Magnoliopsida; Fabales; Fabaceae
Product: pentatricopeptide repeat-containing protein At3g16610
Exons: 3
Coding region: 957-3356 (799 amino acids)
Biological process (GO): RNA modification
Molecular function (GO): RNA binding; protein binding; zinc ion binding
Source: RefSeq, a predicted model, not a curated record
UGCUAAGAAUCUAAAUCUACAGUUACAUAAAUCAUAAUGUAUUAGCGUAUAGUUUAAUAUUUCGUAAGUGUUAGAUUUGACUGAUAACUAUUUUAUUUCUAAUACAAGUUCUAGAAAAUGUUGUAACCUUUCUAAUUUGUCCUCUUGACCUAAAGUUCAAUUAUUUGAAUAAUACUAUUUUUCAUUGUUAAGAUACCUGCGUGUGGCAUUCCUGUACAAUCUGGAAAAACAUUUAUACAUGAAGUACUUUAUGAAUUGUGUUUAGUAAUGGCUAGUCGGUUGUCAUUGUAUUUUUGAAUUUUGAUUAUGUAGUUUGAAACAACCUUACCACGUGUUAGUAGUGUAGUUUGGUUUUAGAACUCUAACAAGUUGGUUAACCGUUCUUCAGAUAGUGGACCUGGCAACAUUAACUAGGGCCUGUAUAAUUGGUCUUGGAUCCUCAAUUAGAGGUAAUUAUUAUAUAUGAUCAUUUUACCAAUAUUUGUUAGUACAAAAGAUCCUCAAUUGUGCUUUUUAUAGUUCGUUGAUGAGAAGGUUCAAUGGUUGCAUAUUGGCAUGGCUGGUCCAGUUUGGAAUGAGAAGCAGCACUGUGCAGCAGGAUUUGGUGUUGCUACUUUAGUAGAAUGGGUUUUGAAGAACGUAUCUUAAAUGUCAACUGGAUUGUUGAACUAGUUUACUGCACUGCAUUAUAAGUAAACUAAAAAUUAGUUUACUGAACUGCACUUAACUAUGAGUGAACGAAAAACAGUUCAGUUUGCCCGAACUAUUUUUUAGUUCAGUUUAGUUCAGGCGAACUGUUUAGUGCCGUGUAGUAUACUUUGCCUACCCCUAUCUGUAACCACUUCUUUGGAUGCAUGAAUGUGUUGCUUUGGUGACUAUUAAAAGAGUGGAGGGGUGAACUUUGUAUAUGAGUCUUAUAGUGGUGUCGAUAUAGUAGUAUUCAAAGAAAUAUAAGGAUGCAAUCUUUGUUAUGUAAAAGGAACCUUAGUCCUUACCUGCAUGCAAGAGAGAUAAAGAUGCGAAGAUAUUUGAAACAUAGAAAAGCUUUGAUUGCAAACCCCAAAUACCAACUUCGAUUGCCUCACACUCAAAAUAACCGCCAUUCUCAACACAUCAACAACCACCCUCGUGGUCUUCAUGACCUUGUUCGUCUCUAUGCGGCACGCAAUCAAAUCGAACUUGCUCGUCACUUGUUUGACCAAAUUCCAAACCCAAAUGUUGUUUUGUGGAACAUGAUGAUCCGAGCUUAUGCUUGGACUGGCCCUUUUCAUCAAUCCAUUCAUAUGUACCAUCGCAUGUUGCAACUAGGUGUUACACCCAACAACUUCACCUUCCCUUUUCUUCUCAAAGCCUGUUCAGCUCUCCAAGCAAUUGAACUUGGGAGACAAAUACAUGACCAUGUCCUCACACUUGGCCUACAGGCCGAUCUCUACAUUUCCACUGCCUUGCUUGACAUGUAUGCCAAAUGUGGCAAUUAUUUUGAAGCACGCACAAUAUUUGACAGUAUGUCCCACAGGGAUAUUGUCUCAUGGAAUGCAAUCAUUGCUGGCUUUUCAUUUCAUGCUUUUUACAAUCAAACAAUUCACUUAGUUGUGCAAAUGCAGCUAGCCGGAAUAGCACCUAAUUCUUCCACUAUUGUAUCUCUUUUACCCACAAUUGGACAAGCUAAUGCCUUAUGCCAGGGGAAGACUGUUCACGCUUACUCUGUAAGAAAGAUCUUCAGUCAUGAUGUGGUUGUUGCAACUGGGCUAUUGGAUAUGUAUGCUAAGUGCCACCACUUAUCUUAUGCCCAGAAGAUCUUCAAUGCCCUGAACCAAAAGAACGAGAUAUGUUGGAGUGCUAUGAUUGGGGGAUAUGUCAUUUGUGACUCCAUGAGAGAUGCUUUGGCCCUUUAUGAUGACAUGGUGUAUAUGCAUGGCUUGAAUCCUACACCUGUCAUUCUUGCAAGCACACUUCGAGCAUGUGCAAAUCUCACUGAUCUGAAUAAGGGGAAAAACUUGCACUGUUACAUGAUUAAAUCAGGGAUUAAUUCAGACACAACAGUGGGAAACUCACUGAUAUCAAUGUACGCCAAGUGUGGGAUCAUGGAUGAUGCACUUGGAUUUCUUGAUGAGAUGGUUAUAAAAGACUCGGUUUCUUAUAGUGCUAUCAUUUCAGGAUGUGUGCAAAAUGGCUAUGCAGAAAAAGCUGUACUUAUUUUUCGCCAGAUGCAGUUAUCUGGGACUGACCCAGAUUCCGCGACCAUGAUAGGUUUGCUUCCAGCUUGUUCCCAUUUGGCCGCUGUACAACAUGGGAUCUGUUGCCAUGGAUACUCAGUUGUUAGAGGCUUCACUGCAAAUACCUCCAUUUGUAAUGCCAUCAUUGACAUGUAUGCAAAGUGUGGAAGGAUUCAUAUCAGUCGGCAAGUUUUUGAUAGAAUGAAAAAGAGGGAUAUUGUUUCGUGGAAUACAAUGAUAAUUGGUUAUGGCAUUCAUGGGCUAUACAUAGAAGCAUUUUCAUUGUUUCACGAAUUACUAGCAUCAGGCAUGAAGCCAGAUGAUGUGACCCUUAUUGCUGUUUUAUCUGCAUGUAGCCAUUCAGGACUUGUGACGGAAGGGAAAUAUUGGUUUAAUAGCAUGAGCCAAGAACUCAACAUCUCACCAAGAAUGGCACAUUAUAUAUGCAUGGUUGACCUCCUGGCCCGAGCAGGAAAUCUGGAUGAAGCGUACUCCUUUAUUCAAAAGAUGCCGAUGGAACCCGAUGUUCGUAUAUGGAGUGCAUUGCUCUCUGCAUGUAGGACCCGCAAUAAUGUUGAAAUAGGUGAACAGGUGUCAAAGAAGAUACAGAUGCUGGGACCUGAGGGUACUGGAAAUUUUGUUCUUAUGUCUAACAUCUAUAGUUCCGUGGGCAGAUGGGACGAUGCAGCACAUAUUAGAAACAUACAGAAGCAUCAAGGUUACAAGAAAAGCCCAGGAUGCAGUUGGAUUGAGAUCUCCGGGGUAAUCCAUGGAUUUAUUGGGGGUGAUAGAUCUCAUCCACAGUCAGUAUCCAUAAAUAACAAGUUACAAGAACUGUUGGUGCAGAUGAAAAGAAUGGGAUAUCAGGCAGAUUCUGGUUUUGUUUUCCAUGAUGUUGAAGAAGAGGAGAAGGAACAGAUUCUCCUUUAUCAUAGUGAAAAAAUAGCCAUUGCGUUUGGAAUUCUUAAUACCAGUCCUAGCAACCCCAUUCUAGUUACAAAAAAUUUGCGUAUAUGUGUUGACUGCCAUAAUGCAGUAAAAUUUAUGACUCUUAUAACAGAGAGGAGGAUAACAGUAAGAGAUGCAAGUCGAUUUCAUCAUUUUGAGAAUGGAGUCUGCAAUUGUCGGGAUUUCUGGUGAGAGAAAGAAAAGUUGGAGUUGCACCCCUUGCCACAAGUUCAUCCUGCACCCCUUGCUGCUUGAACCAGUUCAUUAGCACGGAAGAUCAGGUGUGUUUUUAUUUAUGAGAAAAGUGUAUAUUCUCAAUUCAAAAACGAGUAAUGCAUUUGUUUAGAAAACAAUUACAACCACGGUUUACAUUUAGCAUCUGCUAACCAGUAACGAAGUGAGCAAAGGUUCUAGCGGAGGGACAAGGAAACACGAAUGGCUACUGAAAAGACAAGAAACAAUAAAGAUGGAACGGCCACAGCAAGUUCGUAUUUGUUCUUCAACAUUUGGUGGAGUUUGGACUAGAUCAAAUUUCUUUGAGAAGUGCAUUGAAUAUCAUUUCCAAGGUGGUAGCGGUGCCAUGGACCGCACUCAUUUUUUGCUGUUGUAAAUGUAGUGCACUUUGUUGCAGAUAUUGCAAUAUUAUGAAUGGUUCAAUAUUAUGCUUCAGAGCAAUCAUGUGUGGUUCAUCUGUCUCGGUAACACUGAUGAAUCCUUAUUUGUUGUGUGAUAUUCUUCUAUUAUUAUCAUCCAGUGUCGAAUAUUAAAACAGUUUUUACUUGAAGGACAAAGUAAGAAAAACAUAGGAACAAGCAACAUCUUGUAGCUUUAGACAGCCCAGGUUUAGAAAAUUGUUGCCUUAUACAGUUCAGGCGAAAUGAAAUUAUGUUGUAAGUUCAUUUUGAUUUCUAGAAUCACAGACAAACAUGCCGAUUAGGGAUAUGGUACAAUGAUAUCUGUUUUUUUUUUCUUAA